Messenger RNA from Perognathus longimembris pacificus (Pacific pocket mouse), 3880 nucleotides. RefSeq names its product platelet derived growth factor D (gene Pdgfd). Gene Ontology annotation, biological process: positive regulation of ERK1 and ERK2 cascade; positive regulation of MAP kinase activity; positive regulation of cell population proliferation. The transcript has 7 exons. Gene Ontology annotation, cellular component: membrane. Lineage: Eukaryota; Metazoa; Chordata; Mammalia; Rodentia; Heteromyidae. The coding region runs from base 233 to 1351 and encodes 372 amino acids. Gene Ontology annotation, molecular function: growth factor activity; platelet-derived growth factor receptor binding. The record is from RefSeq and is a predicted model, not a curated record.
GGAGGGGGCGAAGCACCGUCAACCUGUUGUUUGUCCCGUCCCCAUUUAUCAAGUCGGCGGCACAAGGAAGUGCGGCACGCACACGCGCCGGGAAAGUUCAGCAUGCAGGAAGUUUGGAGCGAGCUCGGCGUGUAGCAGAGCAGCCCCGGGACGAGCGCACGGCGGCGGCGGGCCAGCAGCGGACCCGCGUGUUUUCCUUCCAUCCACGCGGUACCCGGCUCGCUCAUCCCAAAUGCACCGGCUCAUCUUCCUCGGCACGCUCGUCUGCGCCAACUUCUGCAGCCAUCGGGGCGCUUGGGCCAGCGCGCAGAGCGCAUCCCUCAAAGCCCUGCGCAAGGCCAACCUCAGGCGAGAUGAGGGCAAUCACCUCACAGACUUGUACCGAAGAGAUGAAACCAUCGAGGUAACGGGCAACGGCCACGUGCAGAGUCCUCGGUUCCCCAGCAGCUACCCCAGGAAUCUGCUUCUGACCUGGCGGCUCCACUCCCAGGAGAAAACCAGGAUACAGCUCGCUUUUGACCAUCAGUUUGGAUUAGAGGAGGCAGAAAAUGAUAUCUGUAGGUAUGAUUUUGUAGAAGUUGAAGAUGUAUCAGAAACCAGUACAGUCGUUAGAGGCCGGUGGUGUGGACACAAAGAAGUUCCUCCAAGGAUCACAUCCAGGACAAAUCAAAUUAAAAUAACAUUCAAGUCAGAUGACUACUUUGUGGCAAAACCUGGAUUCAAGAUCUAUUAUUCUUUUGUGAAAGAUUUCCAACCUGUAGCAGCUUCAGAGAACAACUGGGAAUCAGUCACAAGCCCUAUCUCAGAGGUAUCCUAUCACUCCCCAUCAGUAACGGAUCCCACUAUCACUGCGGAUGCUCUGGACAAAACAGUCACAGAGUUUGACACUGUGGAAGAGCUGCUCAAGUACUUCAACCCAGAGUCAUGGCAAGAAGAUUUUGAGAACUUGUAUAUGGACAGCCCUCAGUAUCGAGGAAGACUCUACUACGGCCGGAAGUCAAAAGUGGACCUGGACAGGCUCAACGAUGAUGUCAAGCGUUACAGCUGCACCCCCAGGAAUUACUCCGUCAACCUCAGAGAGGAACUGAAGCUGACCAACGUGGUCUUCUUCCCCCGCUGCCUGCUGGUGCAGCGCUGCGGAGGAAACUGCGGCUGCGGAAUGGGCGUCAGCAACUGGAAGGCCUGCAGGUGCAGCUCAGGGAAGACGGUGAAGAAGUAUCAUGAGGUUUUGAGGAUCGAGCCUGGCUUUUUCAAGAGGAGGGGCACAGCUAGGAGCAUGGCGCUGGUGGACAUCCAACUGGAUCACCAUGAACGAUGUGACUGCAUCUGCAGUUCAAGACCUCCUCGAUAAGAGAACAUCAACAUCCUUACAUUAAGCACGAAAAAAACUUUAGUUUGAAGAGGAUUCGGUAAAGGGACCCUUUUCCCCCCAACAACCAAACUUGCUAGUUGCCUGCAAUGCAAUGAAAUCCAAGCGGUUGCCAAGGCAACCUAGCUUUGUUAGUGCCAUGGCAAGUAGAAAGGUCUAUUUACUUCUGUAUCAAGAAUAUAGCAUUGCAUUUAAUGAUAGUACAUGAGGAUAUAUAGGUAUACACAUGCCUAUAUAUAUCUAUGUUUGUGUGUGAGUAGAUAAAAUAGUUUAUUUAGUAUGCACAACCAGGUACAGCAUAUAGUUGAAUUAUUUACACCCCCUCUUUUUUUGCUGAAAUAAGGAAUGUGUCAAAUACACCAAACUAAUCUUGAGGAAUUUCAGAAGAGAAGUUUAUUUUUUAAAUUUUCAAUCAUAAAAUAUUUAAGAGUAUCUUGCACAUAAGGAAUCAAAAGAUGAGCUUUUCUUAUAUCAAUGCCUUAAUUUUAAGAAAGGGGAAAAACAUGGUUUGGGGAGAAAAGUAAAUAUACAACCAUUUUCCCCAUAAGAUGCAGUAUGAACCUACCAGCCUAGGCCACAAUUGCCUGUCUCCAAAAUGGUGCCACAAUAAUAGGAAUUUUUAAAGUCAUUUAAGUUUUCUUUUUAUGCAUCUUUAUUCAUUUAAUAGUCAUCUCUUAACAAAAAAAUCUCAGAAGUUUCCUUUUUUUAAGAUCUUUCAAGAGAUGAUGUAUAAGGUGGAACAGAAUUGUGGAUGUUUGUUUUUUCUUUCCAAAAUUUUCUCCACAAAAGCAAUCCUUUCACGAAUGUCCUGGGGAUUGUGAAUAUGUCUUUAAAAGUGGUAUUCAUUGAGAGUAAAAAGACAAAAAGAAGAAGAUGAAAAAGAAGAAGAUAAAGCAUUAAAAUAUCAACAUAACUGGAAAUUAGAUGGGAUAUUGGGUAGGGUCCAUGUUUAAUAAUGGAUUUGAACUCUUCAAAAUAUGCUGGUAAUUUCAUGCACUUUGCCUUUGUGUUCCUGUCUCCUCUGUAUGUGCACGUGGACUUACAAUAGCAUUUUGUAUUUGACAAGCCACAAUAGAUUAUUUAUAGCCUGAAAGCUUCUGGGCAGUAACAGAAAAACCAAAGUUUAUUGAUGUAACAUCGCUAAUCACACACUCACCAUUCAGAAUUCCUGUUUCUAAAGCAGGUGAAAUCAGAUCAGGGGUCUCUUUUUCCAAAUCUGUGGAGUUUUCAGCUCUCUGAGACAGAAGCCCAAGCUGGGCCCUGGUCUCCUGCUAGAAAACUGUUUUGCAUUACUUAUUGAUAUUUAGAGGAAAUUUUCCUCUCUGGCUCCUUCAUGUCUAUUGUAAAGAGACUGACUCCUGAAGUAGGAAGUGAUUCAUCAUUCUCUGUAGCAAGAUGCUGAAGGGCAAACAUGGAAACCAACGGAGCCAGGGGCUCCCUGGGAACUACAUUCCUGCCUUCUUUUGAGUCUGGGAUUCCACUGACCACAACACGUUUAUUCACAUGAUAUAUAUAUACCUGGGCUUGUUAAAUCCUUGAUGCCCAGAUGAGCAGCCUAAAACCACUUAAGUGGCUCAGGUUGAUGUUCUCCGAUCCAAAGCUAAUCACACUUGAGUAGCUUAUUUCUUCUCAGCUCUUGGAGGUGAGAGACUUGUGUUUAUUGGUGUAUACCUUCUAAAGUCUCUCUACAAGUGUCUGGUGUUUUUACUCAGGGUGUGAGUGUUCAAAUUAAAUAUUCCAUUGUUUAAUUCUCCAGAAUCACAGAGCACACUCAGAAAUAGCCCAAGCAGAUACUACUCAUCAGGAACCAGUCUUUCCCUUCCAGGCCACUUAUAAGUUUCCUGUGAAAAAUGUCAGUUUCCUGAACCACGCCAUCACUCACUAGUUUGUACAGCUCUCAUCACAGCUCUAAAUAUGAAAAAGUGCGCUACCCAAUUUUCAAGAUGCCUUCCAGACUGCAAUAACCAGAAUGGUUCUCAGUUGAAGCCCUCUUUUUACUUUGUAUUUAUUAGAUGAAAUAUAAGCAGACAUUAUCUACUCACUUUUGCAUCCCUUUUCUGAGUGUUUUAUUAAAACUUCUCCCUUGGUUAUCGGUUAUCAUACUUUGAACAUGUAGCCAAUAAAUGUGUUUUGUUGCCAUCAAAGGCAUAAAAAAGCCAUUUUACAAAUUUCAUUUUGAAACAAACCCUAAUAAAUCCCCAUUAGUGCCCAGCUCAGCCACAUGGAAUAAUGACUUUAUGCAAUAUGUCCUUACAGGGAAGAAGACUUUCAGAAGUGAAGUUUUUAUGGUGUUUUUUUUUGUCGUAUCAGUAACAUGCAGCCUUUUCCUCUCAUAGCUUUUUCUAUAGCAAAUGUAAUAUGCCUCUUAUCUUCAUGAAAAAUAAAUAUUGCUUUUGAACGAAAAGACUCCAUUAUUUAGUACUCAAUUGUAGUUGUAAAAGGUGUACCACAUUAUAAAAGUACUUUGGCAAACACGACCAAGUCUUUGGGAAUGCCAAGAUCUGAUGAUUU